Molecule: messenger RNA, 663 nt
Organism: Prunus armeniaca (apricot)
Lineage: Eukaryota; Viridiplantae; Streptophyta; Magnoliopsida; Rosales; Rosaceae
Source: the annotation of a GenBank genome assembly
AUGUUUGAAGAUUAUGGAAAAUGCCACGUUCCUGAGUCAAGAGAAUUAUGUUUAGAUGUGAAUAAAAAUUUCUCUUCUUCCUCCAAUGACGAAAAGUCUUUUAAUCUUUCUAAUGGGAGUAAAAAUGCUUCUGAGAAGAGCUCACAUAUAUGUCAGAGCAGCCGAUUUUUGUCCUCUGCUCGUUCCGUAUAUUCUAUAUCCAGUUCGGAAACUACCAGCACCUCAAUGACUGAUACUUAUUCAGUGAAGAUGAAACUCAAUUCUUCCAGAUAUGGUUCAUCCUGUGGUACAUCAAGCCAGUUAAAUGGUGGAACCUGUACAGUUAGCUGUGCUUCCAGGAAGGAUGCUGGUCUCAGUCAGGGAUCCUAUAUUUCUGAAGACUCCAAAAUCGAUCUUUCAGAGGAGAAUCCUUUUGCAUCUAGCUAUGAGGAUUCCAGGAAAGGUUCUGGUGUCAGUCAAAGAUCUUAUAUUUCAGAAGACUCCAAAAUUGAUCUUUCACAGGAGCAUCAAGAUCCUUUUGCAUUUGAUGAAGAUGAUUUUGAACCUUCUAAGUGGGACGUAUUAUCUGGCAAGAAAAAUAUAUCACUAUCGCGACAGAAUGAGGCAGCAUACAGAGAACUUGAUGACACUUUAGCUGAUUAUGAGCCAAGAAGCAUCAAGUAA